GGCUUGGAACAGGUCAAAUGCGAUGAGCGCCCGAAUGGGUGUUUCAACUGCGAAAAACUUCAGCUAAGCUGCCUCCCAGCCUCUCAAGGCACCAGUAAUGAGAGCAAUCCGGUUUCCAGGGAAGAAAUAAACAAUGUUAGAGUCACCGCCAGAACGAAACGGAAGCGAACAUAUCGCUCUUGCAUCUCUUGUCGCGAAUCGAAGGUUAAAUGUUCUGGCGAUAGGCCAACUUGCUCUAAAUGCUGGCAGAAGGCCGCAAUUUGCGUCUAUGAUGCUGAACCUGAACCCGUUUGGGUUCAGAGCAUUGCUCCACUAACCUCCCAUGCCCCUAUUCACGAAACUAAUUCUUCACAAGCACGCCUACCAGCUUCACAUGGCGUCCCCUCUUCUCCGGCCGUUAUAAAUGAGAACUCUUCGAUAUCAUGGCUCAGGGCUCGAGAACUUCCCCCCAAGCCUAGACUUACUAAACUUGUAGAGGCAUUUUUCAGUAAUGUCCAUCCCAUUCGAAUAUUUGCCUUCAUCCAUAAGCCGUCGUUCAUGAAAAGUCUCGAUCUAGGCCAACUUAGCGGAAAUGAAGAGCAAGCGUUGCUCCAUAUAAUAUGCGCGUUAGGAGCUAGAUUUUACGCCCUCGAAUAUCACGAGUCCGUAAGCACACUUCCACGUGAGCUUAUCCAAUCUGCAGGGAAUCAAUGGGCGAAGGCUGCAGAAGAGUUAAUAUUUGCCGAGUACAGCGCUAUUUCCAUUACAAGACUGAUGGUGCUUGCACUUCUCCACGAUUAUGAGGCAAGGUUAGGGAAUUAUGCCCAAUCCUUUAUGCUCACUGGCCUGAUAACUCGGAUGUCUCACGCGCUCCAGAUCAACCUAGAGCAGUCAACGGAUCUUUUCUGUCGCGAGUCAUCAAAUCCUUCAGCCGACGUGACACUCAAAGAAUCAAGGAGGCGGCUCAUGUGGGCAUGCUACAUGGUCGACGUAUGGGCUGGCAGUGGGGUGGACCAACUUACGCUCUUGAACGAGGCUGAUAUCAAACUCCAACUGCCUUGCAAUGAGCGUAACUUCCUUUUGCAAAUCCCAUGUGUCACAGAGUGCCUCCAGGCUCAUCGAGUUCUUGAUUUCAUUUCCCCUCAAGAUAUACCUGUAAAGCCAGGGGAAAACAUGGGUAUAUCUGCCUACUAUAUUAGGAUAGUAAACAUCUGGCAAAAGGUCCUCCGCUUUGUGAAACAUUUGGAUGAGGUGCAACCGCCCUGGUUACCAAAUUCGGAGUUCAUUCUAUUAUAUCAAAGAAUAACAGCUUGGAGAGAGAACUUACCAUCGGUUUUGGAGUGGAACCCUGACAACAUAUAUGUCCGCCGCGAAUCUUCCCAGCUUGGCGCCCUCUUUUUACUGCAUAUCAUGUGCCACCAUGUUAUAUGCGACCUCUACAGGAUUUCCUUUCCUGAAUUGUUCAAAAUUCGAGAAGCGUUCCCAUUUCCUCCCGAGCAGCAACCUUUUGUGUCUCAUCUUCAGUUGGUUUGCUUCGAGAAUGCCCAACGGAUUGCAAUCCUGUUCUUUACUACUUUGCAGCAUGGUGCGAAGUAUCUAGCGGACCCGAUUCUACCUUCGUUUGCGUACAACAGCAGCCGUGUGAUGCUCUACUACUUGGCGCGAAUCCUUGAUCGUUCGAAACCGGAAGCUAGAAAUGUCAUCAAGGAAACAAUGGAUCUCAUUCGCAGCAAUAACAAAUCUUUACAGGCAAUGGCAAUGAUGUAUCCUCUUGCAGAGCCGUUGUACAUCACUGCAGAUCGCUGGCUUGAUAAAGUUCGCAGAAGUUUCACCCGCAUCGACAUGACCGCAUAUUUGGGGCCCCAAGAUCCGUCAGACUUAAACGAAGUAGAAUCCCCUCAGGAAGUCAGGUAUGCCUAG
Lindgomyces ingoldianus is the source of this 1899-nucleotide messenger RNA. RefSeq lists its product as uncharacterized. The transcript is spliced from 4 exons. The annotation marks the transcript as partial. The record is from RefSeq and is a predicted model, not a curated record. Lineage: Eukaryota; Fungi; Ascomycota; Dothideomycetes; Pleosporales; Lindgomycetaceae. Gene Ontology annotation, molecular function: DNA-binding transcription factor activity, RNA polymerase II-specific; DNA binding; zinc ion binding. Gene Ontology annotation, biological process: DNA-templated transcription; regulation of DNA-templated transcription. Gene Ontology annotation, cellular component: nucleus.